CGGAGAAUGUCCAAGGCCGGCGGCCGGACCAGCCAUGGCGUCCGGAGCUCGGGGACCAGCUCAGGGGUCCUGAUGGUGGGACCCAACUUCCGGGUCGGGAAGAAGAUAGGCUGUGGCAACUUCGGGGAGCUCCGGCUAGGAUCUUCCUUCUGCUCAUAGCCCCUCGGGAGGUGAGACUGCUGACGUUGGUGAGGCCCUCGGAGCCCCAAGCACCUGAACUCCUCCAGCUGUCUGCGCACCCGGCUUCAGACACAUGUGGGCAUGAGUACACGGGCUCCCUUCAGCUCACGCUGGCUUUCAGGGACUUCGGCUCUCCCUCAACCCACGCUUGCCUUCAAGGACUUCGGCUCUUCCUCAACUCACGCUGGCCUUCAAGGACUCCGGCUCUCCCACAACUCCCACGGGCAGUCAGAACGUCAGAGUUUCUUCAACAAGACACAAUAAAGUUAUCAGUUACCGUAAAGGAUCAGUUAGAAUCAUCAGAGUUUAAAACAUCUUUUAUGAGGGGCGCCUGGGUGGCUCAGUUGGUUGAGUGUCCGACUCUUGGUUUCGGCUCAGGUCGUGACCUCAUGGGUCGUGGGAUCGAGCCCCACGUGGGGCUCUAUGCUCCGCGGGGAGUCUGCUGGAGAUUCUCUCCGGCCCCUUCCCCCACUCACACGCACGCGCGCGCGCUCUCUUUCUCUCUAUGAAAUAAAUAAACCUUAUAAAAAACCACCCAUGUAUUUAUGAGAAAACCUUGUUAGGAGCGUGGACAGGCAAGCCACAGAUGGGCAGUGCUCAGAGAGCACCAUGUGACAAAGCCCUGGUGUUUGCGCCCGUGGAAGGACAGCUCAGUAAUAAAAAGACACUCCAAUUAAAAACGGGCACGAGAGGGGCGGGCGGCCGGCUCCAUCGGAGGACCGUGUGACUCUUGAUCUCGGGGCUGAGAGUUUGAGCCCCACGUCAGCUGUAGAGAUGACUUUAAAAAAACAGUAAAAACAGGCAAGAGAUGUGAAGAGAGACUUCACAAAAGCAGACCGAUGAAUCGCCAGGGAGCUCAGAAGGCACACCGCCUCAUCGGCCACGAGGGAGGGCAGCCACGUGAGUCCCACUCCAUGUUUGCAGCACGAGGGGCACACUUGGCGGAGCGGGCCCGCGGGCCGGUAGGAAGUCCGCAUCCUAACACCUCCGCGUAGCGCGUAAGGACCCCGGGCCGGCGGCGGGCCUGCUGCAGCGCGGACAAACCUCCGGUGCGCAGCGCCGUGUGGAAAGAGCCGGGAAGGAGGGGCCCGGGCCGGAUUCUGUGCCGGACGGUGCCCCUCGGUGGAUGCGUCUCGGGCCGUGAAGGUGGGGCCGGGCCCGACUCUGUGCUGGCGACGUGCUCAUCGCAUGGGGCGCUUCACGUGUGCGCACUUCACGGGGAAGAAUCUCUAUACAAAUGAAUACGUAGCUAUUAAACUGGAGCCCAUCAAGUCCCGGGCGCCUCAACUGCACCUGGAGUACCGUUUCUACAAGCAGCUCAGCGCCGCAGAGGGCAUCCCUCAGGUCUACUACUUCGGCCCGUGUGGGAAGUACAAUGCCAUGGUGCUGGAGCUGCUGGGGCCUAGCCUGGAGGACCUGUUUGACCUGUGUGACCGCACGUUCACGCUCAAGACGGUGCUCAUGAUCGCCAUCCAGCUGAUCACGCGCAUGGAGUACGUGCACACCAAGAGUCUCAUCUACCGCGACGUGAAGCCCGAGAACUUCCUGGUGGGGCGGCCGGGCACCAAGCGACAGCAUGCCAUCCACAUCAUCGACUUCGGCCUGGCCAAGGAGUACAUCGACCCCGAGACCAAGAAGCACAUCCCCUACCGGGAGCACAAGAGCCUGACGGGCACAGCGCGCUACAUGAGCAUCAACACGCACCUGGGCAAGGAGCAGAGCCGCCGCGACGACCUGGAGGCGCUGGGCCACAUGUUUAUGUACUUCCUGCGUGGCAGCCUGCCCUGGCAGGGGCUCAAGGCCGACACACUCAAGGAACGCUAUCAGAAGAUCGGGGACACCAAGCGGGCCACGCCCAUUGAGGUGCUCUGCGAGAGCUUCCCAGAGGAGAUGGCCACCUACCUGCGCUACGUGCGGCGCCUGGACUUCUUCGAGAAGCCGGACUACGACUACCUGCGCAAGCUCUUUACCGACCUCUUCGACCGCAGCGGCUUCGUGUUCGACUAUGAGUACGACUGGGCGGGGAAGCCCCUGCCGACGCCCAUCGGCACGGUCCACUCCGACCUGCCCUCGCAGCCUCAGCCUCGGGACAAAGCCCAGCUACACAGCAAAAACCAGGCGCUGAACUCCACCAACGGGGAGCUGAACGCGGACGACCCCACUGCCGGGCACUCCAAUGCUCCCAUCACGGCGCCCGCGGAGGUGGAGGUGGCCGAUGACACCAAGUGCUGCUGUUUUUUCAAGAGAAGGAAGAGAAAAGCAGUGCAGCGUCACAAGUGAUGCUGGGCCCGGGCGCCCUGGACCCUCCUGCCGCAGCCCCCCCGGCGAGCCUGGCCCCGGCCACGUGGCUCACAGCCAGGACAGACUGCAGGGCCAGCCGCGGCUGCCCGCCCCCCACGCGGGGUCACUUCCUUCACAUGAGACUUUGCGAAAUUUCUACGCCCGUGUCUGGUCCUCCCCUCCAAGAGCAUUAACUAUUUCGAACAAGGAGAAGAGAAACAGUGGCCACCCUGCCCUGCGCCCCUCCCGCCCGCCUGCUGAAGUGAGUAGUCGGCCGCCCGUCCCGUUAGUCUCAUAAAGUCCAGCUUGUCUCCCUCGAUCCAAAGGCCGUUUUCUCGAGGGGGUGCUGUGGGCGUUGCUGCCGGGGCGAGCCUGCCCUAGGCCUCCCUGCACCAUGGGGGAAGACGGGGUGGGGGAGGCCCCCCAAACCAAAACACUGCACCAAAGCCUGGGCCGGCGGGCACAGCCCCACAGGGUUUCCUGCCACACCUGCUCGUGGAGCUGUGUCCAGGGUCCCGGAGCCCCGGGGGCGGCCUCCUGCUUGGCACUCGGGCCGCGGUCUGUGCCCAGGUGUGCGUGGGCUUCUCGUGUCUGUGCUCCACGCCGCCGGCGGGCCAGCAGGAGACAAGCGCCUUAAAGCCCUGUCCCAGCCCUGCAGGCGCGUCCAGGGUCGGGCAGCCCUGGUGGGAGUGUGGUCCUCCUGGGCCCCCCCGGAGGGCCCACGCUGCCUCAGGGUGGAGCAGCCGGGGAAGGCCUGGCAGCGGUGUGUGUGUCUAGGUCUUGCUUUACACGGUGUACAGAAAUGGCACUUCGGUUUCUCUGAUGCUUCCUGGAAGCCAUAGAGUUUAGGGGCUUUUUUAAAAAAAUAAAGGAAAAUGAAAGCA
Molecule: messenger RNA, 3344 nt
Organism: Mirounga angustirostris (Northern elephant seal)
Lineage: Eukaryota; Metazoa; Chordata; Mammalia; Carnivora; Phocidae
Gene: CSNK1G2
Product: casein kinase 1 gamma 2
Exons: 12
Coding region: 1369-2460 (363 amino acids)
Biological process (GO): peptidyl-serine phosphorylation; positive regulation of canonical Wnt signaling pathway; signal transduction
Cellular component (GO): nucleus; plasma membrane; cytoplasm
Molecular function (GO): protein serine/threonine kinase activity; ATP binding
Source: RefSeq, a predicted model, not a curated record